AUGAAGAACCGUUUCAUCAGAGUGUUACAUCAGCAGUUCAAUACCGGCUCCUCUGCUGGCAUGUUGCUCUUCUGGCUGGGUGCCCUAUCAUCCACGAUCUGGAAGAACUCCGUCCUCGUUCGGGAAGUCCAUUUCUGGCUCUAUACCGUUAUCCUGGAGUUCGCGGAGCUGUUGUCCUUCUUGCUCAAGAAUUCCUUCAGCAUACUCGUCAUCUACAUCAUGGUGAGGAUCGCUACUAACGCCCUGGUCAAUCAUUGGAGGAUGUGGGAGAACAUGCAUCGUCUGGAAGAACUCUUCCAGGAGUUGGAGAAGGAGCUAAACAACGCGGAGAAGAAAUUGAAUGUCGACUCUUCGGAACCAAGAAACCAAGUCCCAACCGCUAAUGGAUGA
Nezara viridula (southern green stink bug) is the source of this 390-nucleotide messenger RNA. NCBI's taxonomy places the organism in Eukaryota, Metazoa, Arthropoda, Insecta, Hemiptera, Pentatomidae. The record is from the annotation of a GenBank genome assembly.